ACUGUUAUGAGGACUACUAAAGGUCUUUAUAUUUAUCUAUGUGAUACGUGUGGGCAGCAAGCACUUCACGAACAAGGAGUUGUUGUUGCUUACGACCAUGAUAACCAGAAGUUCGCAAAAGUUGUCGCUGCUGUGUUCUCAUCGAAAAAUGUCAAAGUGCAUUUUAUUCUAAAAGCGUCUCCGUUAACUUCUUUUCUCGUAAAAAGAGACGACUACCUCUGCGGGGUCCAAAUCUCGGCUACGAGUGGGUAUAAAAUUUACAGUAGUGGUGGAGCUCAGAUUCUUCCAUGUAUUGAAAAACUGAUCCUUGAUAGAGUUGAUUCGACACCCUGGGAAGAGUCACUCGAUGAUACUGCUGACGGCAAUCUGUGUUCUGAUGAUGAUAUUGUGGUCUCCUAUACCGAUCAAAUCAGCAGAGAAUUAUGUC
Perkinsus marinus ATCC 50983 is the source of this 427-nucleotide messenger RNA. RefSeq lists its product as hypothetical. Lineage: Eukaryota; Perkinsozoa; Perkinsida; Perkinsidae. Gene Ontology annotation, molecular function: phosphopentomutase activity. The annotation marks the transcript as partial. Gene Ontology annotation, biological process: purine ribonucleoside salvage; carbohydrate metabolic process. The transcript has a single exon. The record is from RefSeq and is a predicted model, not a curated record.